AUGGACUCGGACUCUUCACUCCUUCUGGACAAAUCUAGCCGCUAUAAUCAAUCUUUACUUGUGAAACUUUCUGAAUCAGUAAAUUCCAAAUAGGAAAUUAAAAAUAGCGAAUUAACUGCUGCAUGCUUAGCCCGGGAUUCUGAGAUUUUGAGGCUCGAAAAUAAAAUCUACGAAUUAUCUUCGGCUCUUAAGAAAUUAGAAAACGAAAAAUCAUUGCUUUUAGUCUCUGCGUCUACACAAACACAGGAGAUUUUUGGGCCGCAUCGCAAUGAAAACUGCGAAAAAAAUUCAAAUGAAAAGAAUUUGCUUAUUUUGAAAAUAAAGAGCUUACAGCCCUCCGUGAGCAAACAAAAAAAUUUGCUCUGUUGAUUUUUUUUGAGAAAAUGUAUAUAUAAACUUUCAGUAAUUUUUUUUUCCAAUUUAAAAAUUUUCCAUAUAUAAAAAUUAAUUCAAUUUGUAAAAUUUAUAUUUUAAAAUGCAAGCUGUUUAAAAUUAACAGAAUAGCUAUAGAUUUCAUUAUAAUAAUUAUCAAUUAUCUAUCAAAAUUAUUUUUUUAUAAAAAAUUUUGUUCUCUCACGGAGGGUGGGUAUUACCAAAUAGGAUUUUUCCAGUGGUUAUUCACUCACGGAGGUGGGAAGUUAGAAAAAUCCUUAUUGGAUUCUGAAGCCAUGUGUGAUGAAUUAGAAGAAAAGCUGAGAGAAAAAGAAAAAGAAAUAACGAAACUUAAAUUGCAGAUAAAAGAACAAGAUUCAACUAAUGAAUCUUUAUCUUAUGUAAAAGGAAACUCUACAGACAGAUCAUUAAAAAACAAUAACGACUGGAAAGAAGGAACAUCACCAAGGUCAUUAUCUCAUAACGUAAAGUCAAAAAGUACAAAAAAAUUAUCCGUACCUAAACUAUCCCUCAUCACAAUAAUCAAUGCUCAUAACUCAAACGUAAAUUUGCUGAGUGCUUCGCCUAAAAACGAAUGAAAAAUGGGCUACUACUCCCCAAUUUAUAAAAGUUUGAGAAAUUCGCCUGUGAAAUUGGUACACAAGAAUUAG
Molecule: messenger RNA, 1043 nt
Organism: Blepharisma stoltei
Lineage: Eukaryota; Ciliophora; Heterotrichea; Heterotrichida; Blepharismidae
Source: the annotation of a GenBank genome assembly